Durio zibethinus is the source of this 2457-nucleotide messenger RNA. RefSeq names its product Tetratricopeptide repeat (TPR)-like superfamily protein. NCBI's taxonomy places the organism in Eukaryota, Viridiplantae, Streptophyta, Magnoliopsida, Malvales, Malvaceae. The record is from RefSeq and is a predicted model, not a curated record. Gene Ontology annotation, molecular function: mRNA binding; protein binding.
AUACUGAUCCGGUGAAGAAAACAACAACCAAAACUAAAAACCUCGAGAGUUAGGGUUUUGCACAUUUACAGAGCUUGGAAGUUCGUACAACAAAAAGCGGAAGAGAUGUGGAGGUCAAUAGCAGCAAGGUCCAGGCAGGUGGUAGCACGGGAGUUCUGUGCGACCCAAAUUAACCAGGUUCUAUCUGAAACUCAAAAACCUUUCCAUUCCUUCCCUAAAACCUCACUCUCUCGAAUCCAUCGUUUCUUCUCUCAUUUCUCUGCAAAUCCAAGUGAUGAUUCAUCUCUGGGUUUUUCAGAAAAUGGGGAUUCCCAGUUGGACAGUUUUUCCAUUGGGAUUGAGACUAAUGCCAUGGAAGUUCCCUCUUUUGAGGGUUUUGAUGGUGAGGAGACCCAGAUUGACAGUUUUGUCCCUGGAGGUGCCAAAAAUGACAUGGAAGAAGAGACCCAAGUUAAUGAGAUUGAUUGUAACAAGUUAGAAAAUGUGUUGUCUUUGUUGCAAAGUAGAGUUGAUGGGUCUUUGGAGUCAAGUCUUGAUGCUAUGGCUUUAGAUUUGCAUGAAGAUUUUGUUGUCAAAGUUCUUGAGACUCCAUUUAUUUUAGGUGAAAAUUUGAUCAGGUUUUUCAAGUGGGUAAUGGAAAAACCUGGGUGUAGAGUGACUACCUCUGUUGUCGAUUCCCUUGUUAAAGUUAUUUGCAGUGAUCUUAGAAAGAAGAAUGCUUACAAUUUAUGGGAUUUGGUUAAGGAAAUUGGGGAGAAAGAGAAUGAGGUUUUGACUGUGGAUGUUCUUAAUGAGUUGAUUGCUUUGUUUUCGAAGUUGGGUAAAGGAAAGGCAGCGAUGGAGGUGUUUGAUAAAUUUGGGGAUUUUGGUUGUGUCCCGAAUGAGGAAACUUAUUAUUUCACCAUUGAAGCUCUCUGUCGACGGUCUUUUUAUGAUUGGGCAUGGUCCGUAUGUGAAAAGAUGCUUGAUAGGGAGAGCUUGCCAGAUGGUGAGCAAGUGGGAAAGAUUAUAUCUUGGUUUUGUAAAGGGGGUAAGGCUAAGGAUGCUCACACUGUUUAUUUGUUGGCUGAGGAGAAAAACAAGCAGCUGCCCCAGUCUUCUGUUAAUUUCUUGAUCAUUUCACUCUGUAAGAAGGAUGAAACAGUGAAAUUAGCUUUGGAGAUGUUGGAUGGCUUUUCUGGAGAAGCAAGGAAGUAUGCAAUCAAGCUGUUCUCAUCUGUUGUUCAUGGUCUGUGUAGGAUGAAGAAUGUUGAUGAAGCAAAAACAUUGCUUCUGAAAAUGAUCGCUCAGGGCCCACCCCCUGGAAAUGCAGUUUUUAAUUCAGUUAUCCAUGGCUAUUCAAAGGGAGGGGAUAUGGACAAAGCAAAGGAGAUGAUAAAACUGAUGGAGGAGAGGGGGUUGAAACCUGAUGUUUACACAUAUACUGUUGUGAUGAGUGGUUAUGCAAAUGGUGGCCAGAUGGAUCAGGCUCUUGAAAUGUUAUUAGAAGCCAAGGAAAAGCAUACGAAGCUGAGUCCGGUGACUUAUCACACUCUAAUUCGUGGAUACUGCAAAAUUGAAGAGUUUGACAAGGCGUUGAAGCUUUUGGCUGAGAUGAAGGAUUUUGGGGUCCAACCUAAUGUUGAUGAAUACAAUAAAUUGAUCCAGUCUCUUUGCUUGAAGGCUUUAGAUUGGCAAACAGCUGAGAAACUACUCAAUGAAAUGAAGGAGAAUGGCUUGUAUCUUCCUGGAAUCACCCGAGGUCUUAUACAGGCAGUUAAGGAGCUGGAAGCUGAGGGAGCGGACAGCAGGGAAGCAGCCACUGAAGUUUAAAUCUUUGCUGAUUUUAGGAAAUGGAUGUAACAUUCAGAUGUUCAACGUUAAAUUUUUAGCCUUCCCCCCUUUUGACAUUAAGUUGAUGUGAGGCCUGUGUCAAUUUCUUUGUUGUCAUCUAUAUGCAUCUAUUUACAUGAAUCAAUUGAGACAAUGUUUUUUGUUUUGGGGGAUGCAUUUUUGGGUUCUUUAUACUUUACAUUUGGAAGGCAAACUUCCUUGUAGAUUUUUUUUUCUCUUUCUUUUUUCCUCCACAAGUGAGAAUAAGAAGACAGUGGUUCAACAUGUGUCGAUUUAUAUUUGAAGUUCAUUACUAUUUUUUAUUGUACCCAUUUGGUUGUUUUGUUUCUUCCCUUAAGAGUAUAGUCUAGGAUUAAGUGGUUGGAAUAGCUUAAAUUUACUGGUUUGUUUAGUUUUUUUAUCCUUUCUCUCAGAACCACGAUCCACUGUGUUUACAAUCAGAAAUCAGGCUAUAAUGGCACAAAUAGAUUCAUUUUCAGCUGUUCAGAGGAUCUCCUGAUUGUGACAUUUACUUAAACUGACUGCCAUUUGAUGAUUCUAACAGUAAGGCAUUAAUUUCGAAAAUAUUGAAUCGUGGAGAUAAGCAUGCCUAACAUUACCUUGAUAUUUAUGUGGCGUGCUCUA